Calypte anna (Anna's hummingbird) is the source of this 702-nucleotide messenger RNA. RefSeq names its product MAP6 domain containing 1 (gene MAP6D1). Gene Ontology annotation, cellular component: microtubule; cis-Golgi network; Golgi-associated vesicle. Gene Ontology annotation, molecular function: microtubule binding; calmodulin binding. The record is from RefSeq and is a predicted model, not a curated record. Lineage: Eukaryota; Metazoa; Chordata; Aves; Apodiformes; Trochilidae. The coding region runs from base 1 to 702 and encodes 233 amino acids. The transcript is spliced from 3 exons. Gene Ontology annotation, biological process: regulation of microtubule cytoskeleton organization; cytoskeleton-dependent intracellular transport; microtubule cytoskeleton organization.
AUGGCCUGGCCCUGUAUCAGUCGGGUGUGCUGCCUGGCCCGCUUCUGGAGCCAGCUGGACAAGUCCGACCUCUCCGUGCCACUCACCAUCCACAACUACUCCGACAUCGAGGAGCAGGAGGACGGGACGCCCCGGCGCGGCGGAGCUCCCCCGCGGGGCAGCACCCGCCCGCCCGCCCCGGCCCCCCGCCCGUCGUACCCCGCCGCCGGGAAGCCGAGCGGCCGCAGGAAGGACCGGGCGGUUGCCACCGGGGAGCCCUUCUCGGCGGAGACCCAGUACCGACGGGACUUCAAAGCCUGGCCCCUUCCGAGGAGGGACGUCUUCCCCUGGGUCAGUGCCAGCAGCGCUGGCGGCGGCGGCAGCGGGAGGGACGGGGCCGCCCCCCAUCCCGCCCCGGGCCGCGCCGCCUGCGCCCUGCCCGGCAGCGUGGGGCGGCCGGCGGGGGACGGCCCCGAGCAGCUGCGGCCGCGCUCGCAGGCGGACGGCGGGCACACCACCUCCUACAGGCAAGAAUACCGCCCGUGGACUGGAGCAAAACCAUCCAAGCCUAUAAAGAUAAAGCAAGGCUUCAUUAUCCCAGAAGACCAUUUUGUUCAAGAGACAAGCUACAAGGCAGAUUUUAAGAUCCCAGAGGUGAAGACCAGGUUCUCUCCCAACCCUUCUGCUGUUUUCCAGGCGCCAUCACGGAUCCUCAACGUGUGA